AUGAUGCAAACUGGCACCACACCGGCACCACACCAUCAAUCACCCGUAUGUCCGUCCCAACAGCCUCUUCCACAGCAGCCUUCAGCUUUGUCAUGGGCACAAGCAGGGGGAGAGGAAGAAUGGCUCUACAGUGACAGAUAUGGCCCCGCUCCGACAGGGUCACUACUGCAUCGGAUGGCAUCCUGUGAACCAGCUACACCCAGACAUAUUGCAACUCAGGGCCAAUGCCUGAGUCUAUCUGCCCUAUUUGCUCCAUUUGCUCCAUUUGCUCCAUUUGUUUCAUUUGUUCCAUUUGUUCUGUUUGAUGCCGGCUCGCCUAUUUCCUUGUACACAAAGCCGUCAUCUCUCGAAAUACCUCCUGUUCCCCUCCGAGGAAUUCUUCGUGUACCUACCAUACAGUGA
This is a messenger RNA of Monascus purpureus, 402 nucleotides long. NCBI's taxonomy places the organism in Eukaryota, Fungi, Ascomycota, Eurotiomycetes, Eurotiales, Aspergillaceae. The record is from the annotation of a GenBank genome assembly.